This is a messenger RNA of Lethenteron reissneri (Far Eastern brook lamprey), 2055 nucleotides long. It is a transcript of the gene NOP58, whose product is annotated as NOP58 ribonucleoprotein. Gene Ontology annotation, cellular component: small-subunit processome; box C/D methylation guide snoRNP complex. NCBI's taxonomy places the organism in Eukaryota, Metazoa, Chordata, Hyperoartia, Petromyzontiformes, Petromyzontidae. Gene Ontology annotation, molecular function: snoRNA binding. The record is from RefSeq and is a predicted model, not a curated record.
AUGCGCAGUGGGGUCGCGGCACUCGUGUGUAACACGUGGGGAGUUUUUGUGUGCGCGGGACCGCAGCAGCAGCAGCGACGACGGCGGCGCUUUCAGAAGCCGUCGAAAGUUUGUAACGUCGCCGCUUUUGCAACGUUCCAAAAACGCAGCGACAAUGCUCGUCCUGUUCGAGACCGCGGCGGGCUAUGCCAUCUUUAAGGUGCUGGACGAAAAGAAGAUCCAGGAGGCGGACAACAUCUGGAAGAACUUCGAGACGGCGGAGAAGGCGAAUAAGAUCGUCAAGCUGAAGCACUUUGAAAAGUUUAAAGACACAACAGACGCGCUCGCAGCUGCCACAGCGGCGGUGGAAGGGAAGGUGGGGAAAGCUCUGAAGAAGAUGCUCAAAAAGCUGGUGGCGAAAGAAGCGCAUGAGCAGCUGGCAGUCGCCGAUGCCAAGCUGGGAGGAGCCAUUAAGGACAAGUUGAACAUGAGUUGUGUUUACAACACGGCGGUGACGGAGCUCAUGAGAGGCAUCCGCUCGCAGAUCGACAGCCUGAUCACGGGCCUCCAUCCACGCGAGAUGAGCGCCAUGUCCUUGGGUCUUGCGCACAGCUUAUCACGGUACAAGCUCAAGUUCAGCCCGGACAAGGUGGACACGAUGAUUGUCCAGGCCAUAUCCCUCUUGGAUGAUCUCGACAAGGAGCUGAACAAUUACGUCAUGCGCUGCCGGGAGUGGUACGGCUGGCACUUCCCCGAGCUGGGAAAGGUGGUCACCGACAACCUGGCUUACUGCAAGACGAUCAAGAAGAUGGGUUUCCGAACGAACGCAGCCACCACAGACCUGUCGGACAUCGUGCCCGAGGAGGUUGAAGCCGAUGUCAAAGCUGCGGCGGAGAUCUCCAUGGGCACCGAGGUGUCGGACGAGGACAUCACAAACAUCACCUUCCUCUCUGAACAGGUGAUUGAGAUCACAGAGUACCGAGCCCAGCUGUACGACUACCUGAAGAACCGCAUGAUGGCAAUCGCUCCCAACCUCACCAUCAUGGUGGGAGAGCUGGUGGGAGCUCGUCUCAUCGCCCACGCAGGCUCCCUGCUGAACUUGGCAAAGCACCCGGCUUCUACGGUACAGAUCUUGGGGGCAGAGAAGGCUCUCUUCAGGGCCCUCAAGACCCAGCACGACACUCCCAAGUACGGCCUCAUCUACCACGCCUCGCUGGUGGGACAGACGACACCAAAGAACAAAGGAAAGAUCUCGCGAAUGCUUGCAGCAAAGUCCGCUCUGGCGAUCCGCUACGAUGCGCUUGGGGAGGAUACGACGUCCGAGAUGGGCCUUGAAAACCGGACCAAGCUGGAGGCUAGGCUCCGGGAGCUGGAAGACAAGGGGAUUCAGCGAAUCAGCGGCACGGGCAAAGCGUUGCCCAAGUUUGAAAAGUACCAGCACAAGAGCAUGGUGAGGACAUACGACCCGUCCGGUGACUCAACGCUCCCGUCGGUGUCGAGGAAGCGCAAGAUCGAGGAGGUGGAGGACGUUGACGACAUGCAGCAGCAACAACCAAAAAAGAUAAAGAAGGAGAAAAAGGACAAGGCUUCCGAGGCAGAAGCUUCCACCCCAUCGUCGUCAAAAAAGAAACGCGCGGCCGCCGAGUCUGAGAGCGACGAGGACGUUGCAGACAAAACGCCGAAGAAGAAAGAAAAGUCCCUGGAGGUGGAAGAGACGGAGACUCCAAGCAAGAAAAAGAAAUCUAAGAAGGAAAAGCAUCAAGAGCAGGACGAGGAAGAGCUUCCCAGCGUGUCCCCUGCGCAGCCCUCUUCGGAGAAGAAGAAGAAAAAGAAGAAAUCCAAGCAGGAAGACGAUUAGACAAACAGGAAUGUAUGAAAGAGUCGCUGUAUCACGAGCGUACAGUGGGCCUUGAAGGUUAAUACCUUUUUUAUACGCAACAUUUCGGUGUGAGUCGUAAGCGAUCGCUCAAUGAGUUUGAUCUGCCGGUGGGCAGGUGCUGCAGUUGCUUGAAGUAUGAGUUGACAUGUGGCAGAAUGUAUAAACCGUCCGUGGAAAAUAAAAAAAAUGUACUUCUA